This is a messenger RNA of Megalops cyprinoides (Indo-Pacific tarpon), 5026 nucleotides long. RefSeq names its product apoptosis resistant E3 ubiquitin protein ligase 1 (gene arel1). Lineage: Eukaryota; Metazoa; Chordata; Actinopteri; Elopiformes; Megalopidae. The coding region runs from base 251 to 3313 and encodes 1020 amino acids. The transcript has 22 exons. The record is from RefSeq and is a predicted model, not a curated record. Gene Ontology annotation, biological process: proteasome-mediated ubiquitin-dependent protein catabolic process; negative regulation of apoptotic process; protein polyubiquitination. Gene Ontology annotation, molecular function: ubiquitin-protein transferase activity.
GUAAGAGCGGUAUCUGGCGAUAAGAUGAAUUAAAAAUAUUUACUUACUAACAGUUUUCUUGGAUGACCGGACUCACGUUAACCACCGUAUCUGGAAGGACUUUUGGAGGAGUGACUCGUUUUUGAUUUGGGAAGGCGCUGACCCGGUCGUGGCACAGCAGCAUACAGGGCGAGAGGCGGACGGGGCCGGGCCGCAUGCAGCACUUUCCUGAGAACGGAGAGAAGUCCGAGUCCAGGCUGAAGAUGGUCUGAUGGACCGACGCUUCUUGCUGACCUUUGCCUUCUGCUCGAUCGCGUGGAUUCUCUUCUGGGAGGUGCGCUGGAAGAAAGGGAAAGAGAGUCAGAUAGAGGAAUGGCUACAAGGGCACAGCCUCUCCGAAUACAAGCACUUGUUUGAAGAUGUGCAGACCCUGGAGGAGCUGAGCCUGAGCGUUCUGACCCGUUUGGAGGAGGUGGUGAAGGAGCAGCGGCGGUGGCGGGAGGUGGCCGAGGCCCACAUCCAGCUGCUGCGGGACUUCGCCUUCCAGGAGUGGCUCUGCUCUCAGAGCUUGGAGCACUACUACCACACACUGAAGACCCUGGGUUGUAUGAAUCUGGAUGAUUUAGCCCAGUUUGACAGUCAGCUGCAGCUCUCUCUGGCCGCCUGGGGAUACUACUACGAAGAUUACAUCAAGCUGUCCACUGGGGUCAAGGUCCUCCAGGCCUCUAGGGGGAGCCGUGACCGAGAAUACGAGAUCCAGCUUGUGCACAGCCUGGCAGAGAGGCGCUUGAAUGAGAAGUGGUCAAUUGCAGGAGCUCUGAUAUUCGGCUGUACUGUGGCGCUGUGCUUCCUGAUAAGGGACCUCAUGUUUUACGUGAUUGGUGGAAUUACUGUUUCCAUCAUAGCGUUCGUCUUCACCAUCAAGUUCCUGUGCGAGCUCGCGGCUCGGGUGGUCAGCUUCCUGCAGAAUGAGGACCGCGGGCGGCGGGGUGACCGGAGCAUCUAUGACUACGUGCGGGGCAACUACCUGGACCCGCGCUCCUGCAAGGUGGCCUGGGACUGGAAGGACCCGCAGGAAGUGGGCCAGACCAUGAGCUUCAGGGUUCAACUCUUCUACAAAAAUGGCCAGCCAUUCCCUGCACACCGGCCCGUGGGGCUACGGGUCAACAUCACGCACAUCGAGCUGGCCCUGGACAUCCCUGUCACCCAGGAAGUUCUGCAGGAGCCCGAGUCCAACGUGGUCAAGGUGGCCUUCACUGUCCGCAAAGCUGGCCGCUAUGAGGUGGCCGUGAAGCUGGGCGGCCUCAACGUGGCCUACAGCCCCUACUACAAGAUAUUCCAGCCAGGGACGGUGGUCCCGUCCAAGACGAAGAUCGCCUAUCACUUCUCCACCCUGGUGCUGACCUACGGGCAGCAGCACACCCUGCAGAUCGAGCCGCGGGACGAGUACGGCAACCCCACCAGUAACUCCACCUCGCUCAUCGAUGAGGUCAACUACAGCGUGCGCGUCCACCCGCUGGGCACCCAGGAUGAGGACAUCUCGGAGGACUACUACAGCAAGGCGGUGUCCUCCAACAAGCAGCUGUGCCAGGUGCUGCUGCGCCUCACCCUCAGGAAGAAGGGCUGCUUCCGGGCCUGCAUCUCCUACCAGAACCAGCCCCUCAGCAACGGGGAGUUCGACAUCAUCGUGCUGAGCGAGAACGAGAAGAACUGUGUGGAGAAGAACGUGUCCACCCCAGGGAUUAGCAUCUACUUUGAGGCGUACCUCUACAGCACGGGCAACUACAGCAGCUCCACCUGGCAGCUCCCAGCAUCCUCCCUGCUGGCCCCCCAGAGGCGGCCCUCCACAGCGGACGAGGAGGAGGACCGCGACUCCCCUGUGGAGGGCCAGCCCGAGAAGGUCAAGAAGCCAAAAAAGGUCUACUGUUACAUAUCGCCAAAGCAACUGUCGGUGAAGGAGUUUUACCUGAAAAUUAUUCCAUGGCGCCUUUUCACCUUCCGAGUCUGCCCAGGGACAAAGUUCACAUACUAUGGCCCAGACCCCAUUCACAAAUACUUGACGUUAGUGGUCGAUGAUGGGAUACAGCCACCAGUGGAGCUGAGCUGUAAAGACAGGAACAUCAUGGCUGCCACUUUCAUCCGCUUUCUGCACAAAAACAUAGGGGGUUCAGAGACAUUUCAGGACAAAGUGAGCUUCUUCCAGCGUGAGCUCAGGCACAUGCACUCCAAGCGCCCUCGCACCAAGACCUGCCUGAAGAUCUCCCGCCACGCCAUCCUGGACUCUUCUCUCAAGGCCACCAGGAACUUCUCUGUGUCGGACUGGAGUAAGAACUUUGAGGUGGUGUUCCAGGACGAGGAGGCUCUGGACUGGGGCGGGCCACGCAGGGAGUGGUUCGAACUCAUCUGCAAGACCCUGUUUGACACGUCCAACCAGCUCUUCACUCGCUUCAGCGACAACAACCAGGGCCUGGUGCACCCAAACGCAGACCGCCCGCCCCACCUGAGGCUGAAGGUGUACGAGUUUGCGGGCAGGGUGGUGGGGAAAUGCCUGUACGAGUCGGCGCUGGGCGGGGCCUACAAGCAGCUGGUGCGGGCCCGCUUCACCCGCUCUUUCCUGGCCCAGAUCAUCGGCCUCAGGAUGAACUACAAGUACUUCGAGACGGAUGACCAGGAGUUCUAUAAAACGAAGGUCUGCUUCAUCCUAAACAAUGAUGUCAGUGAAAUGGACCUGGUGUUUGCGGAGGAGAAGUACAGCAAGUCAGGGCAGCUGGAGAAGGUAGUGGAGCUAAUAUCUGGAGGUGCACAGAUUGCAGUGACCAAUGAAAAUAAAAUGCACUAUCUCAACCUCCUUGCCCAGUACAGACUGGCCAAUCAGGUACGAGAGGAGGUGGAGCAUUUUCUCAAGGGAUUAAAUGAACUAGUUCCAGAGAAUCUCCUGGCCAUAUUUGAUGAGAAUGAAUUGGAGCUUCUCAUGUGUGGCACAGGGGACAUCAAUGUCCAGGACUUCAAGGCCCAUGCGGUGAUUGUUGGGGGGUCCUGGCACUUCAGAGAGAAGGUGAUGAAGUGGUUCUGGGCUGUGGUGUCCAGCUUCACCCAGGAGGAGCUGGCUCGCCUGCUGCAGUUCACCACCGGCUCCUCCCAGCUGCCCCCAGGAGGCUUCAACACGCUCUGCCCCUCCUUUCAGAUCAUUGCUGCCCCCACCCACAGCACGCUGCCCACCGCACACACCUGUUUUAACCAGCUGUGCCUCCCGACGUACGACUCGUACGAAGAGCUGCACAAGAUGCUGAAGCUGGCCAUCAGCGAGGGGAGCGAGGGUUUCGGCAUGCUGUGACCCCCCUCUGAGGGGUAAGGGGCGCUCGGGAGAGCAUGGCACGGCUGGCAGUAUGGGACACGAGCCACAAGCAACUGGUCACAUGCCACGCCUGGGCCCGAUAAGGUCCCCAACACCUCCGCCAUCCACUUCAAAGGAGCGGGCGUCUCUGCUCAACUCACCCCGCACAUCCCAAAAUCCUCCACCAGGGGGAGACCUACAGGAAGUCUUUGAAUGCUCAGGCAUUCCUGGUGUAUGCAGGCACUUUGUAUAUAUGACUUUUUUUUGUACCGGAGGAAGAAAAUCUUUUUUGGUGCAGACUAGUGCAGUGGACUUUUAAUCUAGACAGUAGAGAUGCCGUUUUAUGUUUGAGGGAACAUACAGAUGCAGUGGUGGUCUAGUGUGCUUUUAAAUGCUGAAAUACACCAAGACAGGCUUCUCGCACUAGCAUUGACAAAGAUGAGGAAUGUUUCAAACAAAGUAGCAGUCCACAUAUAAAGUGUGGCUAUAUUAUACACCCAUAGCACUUUGGCCUUAACCUGAUCAGGGAAGGAAGUGUACAUAUUGCUCUUAUUUUAUUGAAAUAUGUAUAUACAGUGAUAUUUAAUAGUUGAUAUGAGGUCCACAUCUUUUCGUUUGAUAUUAAAGGAAAAGGGACUGAAGACUUUUUUUUUUUUUGUGCGUACGCGUUUCAUCAAAUCUGAUAUCGUUAGUGAAACGGUAACUGUUUCUCCUCUCCAAACUGACAUAAACCUGAUUUCCCAGACCUUUUUGAAGGUUUGUAUGUUGAAAUAUCAGGAGAGGAUUGCACUAGACUGAGAGUAUGGGAGCCUGGUACAAUAAUGGCUUUCCAAUGCAAGUAUGCUUCUCAGUUUCAGGUCACUGAGGGAAAACAUCAGAUUUCAAAUGCAUUGCAUGCUUUAUUUCAUUAAUGAAUGCCAUUGUGUGAAGUUUAGAUCAAUUUUUAAGCCUUUGUUUGUAUUCGAGCUGUAAUUGUUUUUUUUGUUUUUUUCAGACCUGCCUUAUUUUAGCCCUUUGCCGCCUAUUGUACACAGAGAAAAGCACAUUUCAAAGGAACAUUGAUUAGUUUUGAGAGGAAAUAUCGCUGUAAUAUUUUUGACUGGUGAAUAAACAUCGGUGAAAAGGAGGUACUUCUGCUCUAAGAUGUAACUGUUAGGGAAGCAUAAAUAUGUAUCCAAGGCAACAUAUAGACUAGGCAAGUGUCAUUUCAUGUCAGGAUUCAGGCUUUAAUUUGGUCUUCACCCCCCACGUGUGGGUUUACCUCAGUCUUUGGACUUCACUCGUACAUCCAAACACAUGAGCAGAGAGAGACCUGGCAUCUCUCAUCUCUGUGCAUUAUAUCCAAAGGUUCACUGAAUCGCUUGCGAUCUGUAGAUAAGUUAAACCGCUUCGUUUAACCAUUCGGUUACGGGCAAAGGAUUUCAAGGCAGGGCACAAACGAUGAUCCGCGAUCAUCCAUAUUUAAUUUGACCUCUCUUCAAGCAAUCCCAGUGACCAUGAUGUCAGCUUGAAGGAGCGUCGGGUUCUGGACACGCGCAUGUAUCUCCGUCUUUAUACUUGAUGGCAAAGCUUACAGGGUGUUGAUUUGCUUGCAACACGUUGUUUUGUUCUCAUUAACCUCUGACCAUUUCUGUGCGCAUCCGUUGUUCUGCUGCCGCCUCCUCCGGAGAAAGGCAGCCGUUUUGCUGCAAAGACUGAUGAUAGCGCUGAUUA